Molecule: messenger RNA, 1382 nt
Organism: Chrysoperla carnea
Lineage: Eukaryota; Metazoa; Arthropoda; Insecta; Neuroptera; Chrysopidae
Gene: Vps36
Product: vacuolar protein-sorting-associated protein 36
Exons: 4
Coding region: 86-1243 (385 amino acids)
Biological process (GO): protein transport to vacuole involved in ubiquitin-dependent protein catabolic process via the multivesicular body sorting pathway
Cellular component (GO): ESCRT II complex; late endosome membrane
Molecular function (GO): ubiquitin binding; phosphatidylinositol-3-phosphate binding
Source: RefSeq, a predicted model, not a curated record
UCAAAGUGACAAAUAUAAGAAAUGGAAAUAGUUAAAUAAGUAUGUACAGCAGCUGAGCAGCAGGUAAAAACAAAUUGUGUAUCUAAUGGAUCGUUUUGAAUAUGUCGAGUCGCGUUUACAAAACAACGAAGAGUUAAUUUGUCGUGAAAGAAAUGUAAAAAUUUAUGAUGGCGAUGAGAAAACUACUUUUGAACACGGGGAAGUUAGUUUAACAUCACAUCGAAUACUUUGGAGCCGUUCUGGUGAUGUUCCUCGUGGUUCUACUUGCUUAUCGUUAGCUUUAAACUAUGUCAUAUUCAUUGAAGAUGAAGUUCCUGGAAGUUUCAGUUUUAGCCGAUCUCAUAAAAUCAUUUUACAUUUAUCCGAGCCAUUACCAGGAAAACAUCCUGGUCCAUCUGCUAUAAGUACAAACAAUUUUAUUAAACUCUCAUUCAAAGAUGGAUUAAUCAAUGAUUUUACUGCGCUUUUAAAUCGUGCAAUACAAGAAAGAAGAUGGGAAAUUUUACCAGAAGUGGUUGCUAAGCCGGCAAUAAAAACACGAACAGGAAUAGUUGGUAUCGAACGUAGUAUUCAAAAGAAACAGGAAGAAACUGAUAAAAAUAUUUCAAUAGCAUUUCAAGAUUUAAGCAAAUUGAUGACAAUGGCUAAGGAUAUGGUGCAAUUAUCACGAAAUAUAUCAAAUAAGAUUCGUGAACGACAAGGAGAUAUCACAGAAGAUGAAACAAUACGAUUUAAAUCGUAUUUAAUGGGCUUAGGUAUUGAAGAUCCAGUUACACGAGGCGAAUAUAAAAAUGAAGAUCAAUAUCAUAAAAAUUUAGCACGUCAAAUAUCAACAUUUUUAACAGAGCAAGUUAGAGAAGUUGGUGGUAUGAUGGCUCUGGCAGAUGUGUAUUGUCGUGUUAAUCGUGCUCGUGGCUUAGAAUUAUUGUCACCGGAAGAUUUGUUAAAUGCUUGUCGAUUAUUAGAGCCCUUAAAUCAACCGAUACGCUUACAUGAAUUUGAAUCUGGCGUUAAAGUCAUUCAAUUACAAUCAAAUAAUGAUGCUAGUAUUGUCAAGGCUACAUCUGAAGCUCUGGAAAUACAAAGUCUUACAGCAGAAGAAUUAGCACAAUCCUUGGGAAUAUCGGUUUUAUUAGCGAAGCAAAGAUUGUUAAUUACAGAAAAAUAUGGUGAAGCUUGUCGUGAUGAUUCAAUUGAAGGCCUUCGAUUUUAUCCUAAUAAAUUUUUAAAAUUAGAAAAUUGAGAAUUGUUUGUAUUUUGAUGUUCUUAUUAGCCGUUAUUUAAUUAAUGAAAUGAUUAUACUUGAAAUGAAUAUGGUGCCCUGCUGUAGCAGUUCUUAAUUGUUAUAUUUAAUGAAUAAAUUUUUUUGAAUAUUUUAAUUA